AUGGAGGCUAUGGUCACGGUGGAGGAGGUUCUAGUCAAGGUUUUGGUCAUGGAGGACGAGGUCAGGAUGGGUUUGGUCAGGGUGUCUUUUAUGGACCUAAUGGCGGAGGAUCCGAUUGCGGCUUCGGUCAUGGUGGACAUGGUCAGAGUGGGUUUGGUCAGGGAGGUUUCUCUGGGCCUAGUGGCGGAGGAUCUGGUGCAGGAGGGUUUGGUCACGGUGGACACGGUCAGGGCGGAUUCGAUCAGGGAGGCUUCUCUGGACACGGAGGCGGACCAGGUCAGGGCGGAUUCGAUCAGGGAGGCUUCUCUGGACACGGAGCCGGACCAGGUCAAGGAGGCUUUGGAAGCCAUGGCUUCGGAAAUGGUGGACACGGCGGCUACAAAGAUCAUGGAUAUUAAAAAGAAAUUAUUUGAAAUUACAUGA
Danaus chrysippus (African queen) is the source of this 423-nucleotide messenger RNA. Lineage: Eukaryota; Metazoa; Arthropoda; Insecta; Lepidoptera; Nymphalidae. The record is from the annotation of a GenBank genome assembly.